Messenger RNA from Macadamia integrifolia, 672 nucleotides. Its product is annotated as putative wall-associated receptor kinase-like 13. The transcript has a single exon. The record is from RefSeq and is a predicted model, not a curated record. Gene Ontology annotation, molecular function: polysaccharide binding. Lineage: Eukaryota; Viridiplantae; Streptophyta; Magnoliopsida; Proteales; Proteaceae. Bases 1 to 672 code for a protein of 223 amino acids.
AUGAUGGAUCAUCUUAUGUUGCUUCGGUUCCUCUUCUUCAUCCUGUCGUUAUGGCUAGCGGUGGUCGCAACAUCAUCGACGUUGCCAAUGGCAAAGCCCCACUGUAAGGAUAAAUGCGGUAACAUCCAAGUUCCCUACCCCUUUGGCUUCGGAGAUAAAGAUUGUUACAGAGAUGAAAGUUUUCAGGUAAGCUGCAAUGACAGCUACAAGCCUCCAAAACUGUUCUUGAAAUUGGAAGACUACGAAGUUCAAAAUCUUUCAUUGCAAGGCAUACUGCGUGUAUUGUUCUAUGUAAUUGAGGAUUGCUACAGCAACUCGGGCCAAUUGACUAAUUCGUUUGGCCUAGAUAUGAGAAAGUCUUUCGACACUUUCACGUUCUCUGACACACAGAACAAAUUCAUGGCUCUGGGUUGCGACACCAAAGCUAAUAUCCAGAGCAUCAACAAAUCUUACGUUGAUAUCGAGGACUCCGAUCAUGGGUUCUUCCAGAGUGGGUGUAGUAUGAUGUGCAAUAACAUAUCUGAUGUGAUCAUCAAUGGUUCCUGCACGNAUCACUCCCCUACCUUUGGCAUGGCCAUCAGCGGGGGAGGAGAUCCACAACUCCAACAAAAGCUAAUGAAAUCGAAAUCUAGGACGAUUUUCAACGUCCAUCCUAAUUUCAUCUUGGAUUGA